Molecule: messenger RNA, 8478 nt
Organism: Schistosoma haematobium
Lineage: Eukaryota; Metazoa; Platyhelminthes; Trematoda; Strigeidida; Schistosomatidae
Exons: 5
Coding region: 7790-8239 (149 amino acids)
Source: RefSeq, a predicted model, not a curated record
CUGAUAUCUAUUCAACAUAGUAAGCAGGAGAACAUCAAUAGGAUAAUUUGCUUAGUAAAUAUUUUGUGUUUUCAUGUAAACUUCACACAUUCAUUAGCUAAAAGACUCAAUUAAAGAACUUAAAAGAAUGGUAGUCACAUCAUAAUUGAACUUCUAUAGGAAUGGAAAGUGUUUAUAAAUUAGAUCCUGUUAUGAAAAUGAAUGCACUGUUAAGGUCGUAAGUAUUUCUUUUUGAAGUUGCUUCAGUUUAUUACUAUUUUAAUUAAUUACUGGCCUGUUUUUGAUUCAGUAGUUUUAGAUUCAUGGAAAUCUGGAAACCGGUUAGGAGGUUAGUGUUUCAAGCGUACAGUGUAUGGAACAUAAUAAACUUAUGUAAUCAUGUUGUAUCAUUUUAAUGACAUUUUAAAGAUUCCAAAAUUCACAUCUCAUAAAAAUAACUUACUGAGACAAGGGAUACUGAUAAACUAAUUAGUAAUUUGGACCGAAUUUGACUCCUACAGAAUGUGUUGUUAGAUGGUCAACAGACUAAUGUUUUGCUUUAUAUUACCAAACGAAUUUUACUUUAUUGUUAUUAUCAACUUAUUACCAGGUACAAAUUCACGUACUUGGCCUUGAAUACUACCAAACCGCCUAAAGUUUCAUGUCAAAUAGUUUGAAUGAUCAUAACAAAUGAUGAUGUUUAAACUGUACUACAGUGCAGUACUUUAUCAUUUGAAAAAAGCUGAUAAGAACUGUUUUGUACAACUUUAAUCACCAAAACGAAAGGUUACUAAAAAUUUGAAAUUUUAAAAUAAUCAGGCGGUUUUUGUUCAUUCAAGAUUAAAGACUUGAUAUAUGCAAUUAGGUGUAAAAAUUGCAGUAACUUUUAAGUUUGAAUUGUGAUCUAUCUAGAACACUUCAACCCCAGAAAUAAUGUCGUUUUCUUCUCCGGAACCCGAUAAACAUCCAAACAAUUGAUAAGACUUUGAGAAAAAGUAAAGUUUGUCACUUGUAGUUUUCGACCUGAAAUUCAUAUUUCAUAAAACUUUCCAUUACAUAUAGAGAUAAUAACUAUGUAUGACUGACAUCUGUUUAUCUCCUAACAAAAGUAUACUAUGCUUGUAGAGAUUUUAUGUACUUUGAAUUCAGUUUUCAUCACGAACAUACAUUAGUUGGAGAGCUUUUAAAAAGCUAGGAACACUAGACAACUCUCUCAUUCACGUCUACAUCUCAGAAAUGAACAUCCAAAACGCCACACGGAGUCAAAUACAUGAUCUUUAGGUCAGCACUAUAUGAUUAAGAAAAUGGUUUAAAACCGAAGAGUUUAUGUUUUCUAACGUGAGCUCAUAGACGUAUAUUACUGAGAAACCCAGAAUUCUCAGAUAUUCACUGGUUCUCUAACGAAUGAAAAUUACUUUCGGAUUAAAGAAUGUACUCAACCAGUUGAUGUUACGAAUUGAUGAAAUCGUGUUAGUGAUACAAUGACAAUAUAGACUUUAGUGAUUGAGUUGAAAUUUAGUAGAUAUUAGCAACUUGAUUGUUUAUUUAGAAAGUAGUACAUGACACAGAUAACAUUUAGGCUGAUCAUUCGAAUCUGACUGCAGUUCAAACAUUUCUUGGAUUUUCGUAAUCAACGACAAGAAAAUAUCUAAUUUUAUUAAAAUAAAUGAUAUCCUAGAUAACUGAAUACUACUUAUUUACUGAUACUAUAAAAAUGAAACGAAAUCAUGACAAAUUGUUUUACUUAUACUAAAAAUAUUCAAAAUGCAUACUAAAAAUACUAAUCAUGUUAUUUCUAUAUGAAAGGUAAGCUAAUCUGAAACUUAUUUUAUAAAUUUCACACAAAAGUUGAAUAAUUGGGUUGAAACGAUGGACAGUCAUCAAUAUAUCAGUGUUUGUGCAAAAAUAUAAGGGUCAAUUUUCUAAAUUUUCUCAAGAAAAACUAAAGGAUUCAACCAUUUCAAAGGACAGUACACAAAUAUAUGCUGAUUUUCCUGACUAGCGUGAUAUAACAACCAUCUAAUUCCAUUUUCAAUACAAUUAAAAUACUUCUGGGAAAACCAACACUGAACGGUAGAUAACGCAGGUCACCGUCAUUCAAUUCAUUAAAAUUAUUAAGAUUAUUUAUUCAACCAAAUAGUGCGACUGCAUUCGCAUGUAUGAGACAGAAAGGUUUUUGAUUUCUAGUAUGAAAUGGUUUACCUUCAAGGGGUUUUUGACAUGCAGCACAACUAAAACAUCUUGCAUGAUAUUGUUUUCCACAAGCUUGAAUAAAACGGUCGAUCUCUGAAAUGGAUUGUUUACACUUCGCACAUUCGAUCUCAUGAAAUUGUUUCCAAUGUUCUUCACAUAAUACACGAUUAUCAUCUUCUAUAUGAAAUAUAUCAUCUAAUGGUUUUUGACAGUAAUAACAAAUGAAACAAUAUGGAUGCCAUGUUCGAUUUAUUGCUUUGAUAAUUUGACCAAUAAUUGGUAAAUUACACUUGGUGCAUUUAUAAGCAAUAUAUUGUUUAAAAUCUUCUUCACAGUAUAAUUUUCCAUUCUGUUCAGCAAAACCAUCUUCGUUUAGUGGUCGAUGACAAUAAUCACAUAUGAAAUGAUUUGGACAAAAGCAUCUGUCAUUCGUAUCGAUAAAUGGUCCGUGUAUUUGUUGUUGACAUACAUGACAUAUAGGAUUAAUUUUAAAAUCUUUUGAACGUAUCACUCCUCCUAGUAAAGAAUUAUCUGGUUUUGCGUUAAUUUUGAUAUUAGGCUGUGGUUGAUUCAUCGUACUAUAUUUACACAGAUUAUAUGAUGAUGAAUAACAUGACUUUAAACUUAUAUUAUUUUGUGGUGUGUAAAUUGGUGAUGUACGAUUUGAAUCUAGUUUUUCAGCCAAUAUCCGAUUAUGUAGUGUAAUUGAGUUUGGACUGUAUGAUCUUAUUGUUAUUCCAUUAGGUGAAUGAGAACGAGUUAUUAUUGGAUUUGUACCAAUAUGAACAAGUUUAGAUAUAACUGUUUGCGGUUUUAGUGGUUCUGUUGGUUUAUGAAGUUCAAUACUUAGUGAUGAUUGUGUUAUAGACAUGUUCAUUUGAUGAAGUGGUGUAGAACAGCCAGAAUUAUUUAAACCAGUAUCAUAGACCUCCAUUUCCAGAUCAUUGCAGCAACGUAUAAUUGCUUGAAUAGCUUGUUGGUGAGUCAUUUUGCUAGUAGGAUCACCGCCAAUAGAUAAAACACGCAUUCCAGUACGUAAGCCACUGAUAUCUGCCAGACUUCCAAGACUCACAGAAGAUAUAAUAAGUGGUUGAUCAAAAUCUCUUCCCCCUCGAAUACAGAAUCCCCAAGGUGAAGCAGAAUCAGGUCUUGAAAUGCGUAUAAAAAAUGACAUUAUAUUAACAAAAUCUAAAAAUAGUUAAAGCUGACAAUAAUUAAUAUUGUGAAAAAAUUCCCGGUUUUUCUUCUUUUUAUAUUGCCUAACUCAGAUGAUGAAGUGUGGGUGUGUGUAUGUUUCUAUUAUCCUUUUCCACAAGGUCAUUUGUAUGUGGACCAAAUUUCUGGCUACCAAUCACCUUAAAUGGUGACAGUUUCAGUUUCUGUGAUUGGUUUAGAUAUAGUUAUCGGCACAUACUUUGAAGUGAAUUUCACUUAAUAAUACUACGCUAUACUUGUUCCUAAAUUCAGUUACUUUCUCCAAAUUUCAUCAUUUGAUGAGUAUGAAAUAAACAAUCAUGAAAAAGUGAAACUUAACACAUUUGAUCACAACUGUUGGAAAACACGAAAAGCGGUGGUAGGUAUGAACACUAGUUGCGAGCAGUUACAAAUGUUUUUCGCAAUCUGAACCGUCUUCUCGAUUGGCCUCCAGGUGUUCUACCAAUGCUGUGCUUUUGAUACACUGAAACUGUUGCAAUUUCAUAUCCGCGUUCCGCUACAUAAUACUUAUAAAUAUCCACUGCAUUGUUUGAAAUUUACAAUUAUUUAAAAUCAAUAAAACAUGGUUAUAUAGUGAUCUACAAAGAAAAUCAUAUUGGAAUAGCUUGAAAAUUUAUUCAAAUAUGACAAAUCAUACUAUGGAGGUCUGGAAAAGUGGUAUUCUCGAAAGGACUCAAAGUUCUGUAUAGCACGCAUACCAAACUUACAGUAUCACAACUUUUUGAGAUUAAUUCUAGACUGUGAAGUUAUAUGACGCGAUAAGUUGAUGAUAUAAUUAAAAGUGUGAACUUUUGAUAUGACGGGAUGAAAAAGUAAAUUACAUUUCUAACUCAUUAUUAUUCUGGCUCAACAUUACUUCCAAAUUUAAUUCAUUAUGGUGAUUAUUCAGUGUAACACUUGUUUUAUUUUCAGUGUGAUAUUUUAUUUAAUAUAACUUUGAUUUGUUUCAGUGUGGUGUUUGUUUAAGAUAUGAUAUUCUUUGUAUUAAAUUGAUAUGAAUUAUGUUCAGCAUGAUAUGCAGAAUGCGGUUUGUCAUAAUUCUGGGCUUUAUUAUGGUAUGUAACUUUUCCCUAAUUAAUAAUCAAGUGCAUGUACAAAUCUAUAUAUAGAUGAGUGUAUUUUAUACUGAGGUCAUCGCAGUGUUUUUGGGUGGAUAGGUGUGGUGUUUGAAUGAACUAGUGAUUCCUUUGUACUUGUUGAAUGCUUGAUUUUGAGUUCCGAAUAUAGUACAUUCGUUCGUGCUUAUCUAGUACUUCUUGAUCCAAUUACGUUAUUUCUGGGAUUCUUAGUUCGUACUAUAAUUCAAAUACUUCUAAUCAUCAUAACAGGUCUUCGUUAGUACUAGUCUUCCGUGUUCUUACUUUGGGUCGUGAGAAUUGUAAUUGUUGUUUGUUUCAAGAAUAAGUAAUAAGCGACACGGAUGUAACUUUCACUUAUUGACAAUUACAAUCCUGUUAUCAAUUCAGGCGAACUGUAUUCAGUAUGCGUUUUUACAGCAACACUACAUAUGUGUUAUUAUAAAGUAUGUGUAAAAAUCAGUGUGUGAAUGAUUGUAUUUUGGUCUCAUGAUAGUGUGACUUUAAGAGUUUUGUUUUCGGUAAGGCGAUGAAUCUUGACUGCACAAGUCUUUCAUGUUCUGACUUUGCAUUGUGGGAAUUCCAGCGAUUCCCGUUUCAAAGUAUAAGCAGUAAGAAUGUCAAUAUAACAGUGCGGCACAUGAUACAUAAGAGAAGGCUCCUCGACUUCAUAAUGGGGGCCGCACAGUUUGACAGUGGUGAUGAUUCCAGAUAAGACAGGGUCGACUAAUACACUUCAGGAAAACUGAGAGCUCCUCAUGGUCCGCUUAAUUUCUACAGCCCGGAGGUGAAGGUGUGGCAGAAAUUACAUGCACUGUCAUGUGGGGCUUCCGAAACGCUUCUGUCAAAAUUAACAACAACUUGCUUAUUAGUAAUAUUGAAUGCCCUUCGGUAUAGUUUAUCAUGUCCCGCUACUAUAAAAUGAUUCAAGUGCUUUUAAGUUAAAGAGAUCUACUGGUGUUCCAAGCUUAAACUUGUUCAAAUGAAGUGUUAGUUCUUGAUACUGAGCUUUCCGAUGCCUUUCAGUUAUGAUUUCAACAUGUUUAGCUCGGCUUGCUUGUUUACUAACUAUUUAAUACCCAAGAAAGUCACAAAACAAAAGGUUAUUGGGCGGUAGGUACAUAUUUCUUGCAUUCAUCAAGGACUUAUGCUCUAAAAUUACAUUAAUCAAUAUCGAAUAUCUUUAUAAUUAGCCGGUGUUAGUCAAAUUAUUUCUUUUCACUAACUCCUUGUUUUGCUUCGAGGUCUUCAGUAAAAUCCUAUGGGAUAGCCUAACCUUUGGACUGCACUAGUUAUAGUCAACUCGAUAGUUAUUUGUCGGUUUGUGUAUCUUUUUAGAUGAAGGCAGGAAUGAGUCACUCCGCUAAGUUUAACUACAAACUAUCAGACAAGCUAUUAACAAUGGAUUUCUGAAGUUAGACCUUUUACUAUCACAGACGCACAGAAUUCAAUGAUACUCUUAUAUCAUCUAUAUGUUAGGAUAGCCGUUUUAAAAAACUCUUUAACAUAUUUCAUUACCUAGCAUUUCGGAUAUUUUCCCUUUGAUUUAUUGGGUAAGUGUCGGGUAUAAAGGCAUGAAAUCCAUUCUUAAUUUCGAUAAACGUACAUCUUUAAAUACGAUGCUGAAGUGCAUCACAUCCUAUCAUCUACAGCAUGAUUUUAGGAAAGAAGUCAAUGUAAGGUCCAUUAAAACAUUAGUAACAGAAAGUAGCGUUUGGAACUAGACUGCAUCAUGUAUUAUGACGCUAGCAACCUCAUUUCUGUUAGGCAACGGAAUAAAGCUCUGAACACUUAUUAGUUACAACGGGACCCCACGAGUACUUUGCUAAUGACGCUGAGAUAAUCCAAUGAAAAUAAAAUAUAAACCCAUGUAAUAUCGGUCACAGUGGACCUGAUGAUUAUAGUGGUUGAGGUAUUUCUUUGAAUCCCUGGUGUUAUAUCUCUUUUCUUUAUGUAUUGUAAGAAGGUUGUCGUGGUAAGACUUAUUUACUAUCAUUACUGCGUCAAUGAAUAAUUCUCAGGUUAUCCAGGACAUACUAAGAUUCUUGGGGUUCUGAACGUAACUCAGGUCAAUAGUUAACACUUAGUUGUGGUCGUUGAAACAGAACAGAUGACUAGACUUAAUAUAGUAGCUUUUCGUUUGAUAACAAUAAGCAAACAUUCUACUAGUACUGUUCAGUAUCAGUGUAAGGAAACAGUGCUACAAUAGACUGACUCGCUACAGUGAAAGAGAAUUCUAGUACGUGUUUAUUUGUAAGAAAAGCUCUUAUUUAUCCAUUUUAGUUGUACUACAUUUCUUUGUUUAUCUUUGUGCGUAAUAUAUAUUUUUUGACCCUUUAUUUACCUAUAUUACGUCAGUAUUUUGUUUAGAGCUGUUGUGAUAUUUUGAAGUAUUUGAACUAUAAUAUAAACCAGGAAUCUGUGGUGUUUGAACGAACUAAUAAUACCCUUGUACUUGUUGAAUGCUCGAUUUCGAAUUCCAAAUACAAUACAUUCGUUUGUGCUUGUGUCUUACUUCUUAAUUCAAUUGCGUUAUUUCUGGUACUCUUAGUUCGUGCUAUAAUUCAAAUAAUUCAAAACAUUAUACUGGCGUCGCGAUGGAGCCUGUAAUGGAAAAGUUAGAUAUUCAUUCAACUUCGGAAGCUUUUGAAGAUUACUUUGAAAGGUUCGAAAUCUGGGCUAUGACCAAGGACGAUGAUGAGGAUGGUAAUAUUGUGGCACACUUCCUCACAUUCAUUGGAAAAGAAGCAUACAGCUUAUUAAGAACUCUGGCUAUGCCGGAAAAGCCCAUUUCGCUUCCUUAUACAGCUCUCAAGGAACUGCUGCUAGACUAUGUUCAGUAUACAAAUUUCGAAUGUCGUAAAGGAGGAAGAUUUCGUAAAAUGAUUCAUGAGGAUAUAAAAAAUUAAACUACAUUACGUCAUCCCAACCCAGUUCAUACUCAAGAUUAUGCAGACUAUUCAUUGAGGAGUUGCAAUGCAUUUCACGAAGAUGGGCACAAGUUUAGUCAAUGUUUGUCCUGUGGCAAGUUCCACUCUUUUAAUUCAUGUAAAUUUCGUAAUUCUAAGUGCUUUAAAUGUGGUGAUAUUAGACAUAUUCAGUCAGUCUUUAAUACUAAUGUUCAUCUUAUUGCAACUAAUAUUAAGACUUGUAAUUCUGAUUCUACUGAGUCGAGUAUUUAUAAUGAUGAUUUAUCUUUAUCAACGAUUGCAAUAGACAAUGUAGAGUCACAAAGUAGUUCAGAGUUAAAUGAAAUCCAGAAUUCUUGCGAAACAACAGUUUCUAACCAAUCGGUUUAUCAAAAUUCUCCUGCUAUUGUGCCAGGUAUGGCUUUUCCUAAUGAUUCACAUAUUUCUGAUGAAAUUUCUCACAAAUCUGAAGAAAAUAUGUUGAGUGAACAUAAUUAUGAUCGAAAACCUGAUGUAGUUUUGAUGGAUGUUGAUUUUUCUAAUGAUCCGUUACUGUGCAAUGACAUUCUUAAUAAAUUCCAUGAAAAUGUGUCAGAAGAAUCAAAUUCUGAUGUCAAAUCAUAUAUUACCUAUCUUCAUAAUGCAUUUGAUCCUUGUGAAAAACUUGUUCAAUGCAAAGCACAAGUACUAAAUGACCUCGAUUUUGAUUACAAUUCGGAUGUUUUCACAUCAACUGCUGUUUACCCUUAUCACAAAAACAGUUGUAAUGUUUACUCUAAACAAUGUGAGAAAUAUGUUUUAAAUGAAGCCACAUUAUUCAUACCUUGGGGAUAUAAAGAUCCAACAUUAUUUCGUGGUGGAGGAUAGUGUUGAAAAACCUAUGGUUCGAAUUCUAGAUAUUAAUGAUUUCAGUACAAAAUCGACAUGCUGAUUGUAUACAAUUCCAGAUACUACAAAGUUUUUAUCCAAUACAAUGUUGGACAUACUCAGGAUGAACUUAAUAAGAAGACGUACAACCGAUUACAAACACUUAUACUUCUAUUUAAGCUGUAGCGGAUGUGGUGUUUGAACGAACUAAUAAUACCCUUGUACUUGUUGAAUGCUCG